GUGUAAGGGCAAAAAUGACACACACCGAGUGUAAUCUUUUAAACAACUCUGUGGGUCGCCAGUAAGUGUUGCUUAAUCCCACUUUGUCACCCCCUGUUGUGUAGUGUUGGGCUAAGAGGAAGGGAAGCAGCAUAGGCUUAUAUAAACCUUGGCAAAUAGUGUGUAGCAGGUUUCACAAAGGACAGCAGACAAGAACAAAUCAGAGAGGCCUGCCUGCCUGAUGCACAGAAGCUUUUCCCCCCUCAGAAUGUCUACAAAAACCUUGGCACUGUGGCUGCUACUUGUGGGGACAGUGACACAGGGCUGCUGCCAGCACUGGUCAUAUGGACUGAGCCCAGGAGGGAAGAGGGAACUGGACAGCCUUUCAGACACUCUGGGCAAUAUAGUUGAUGGCUUUCCACACGUUGACACACCCUGCAGUGUUUUGGGUUGUGCAGAGGAAUCACCUCUUGCCAAAAUUUACAGAAUGAAAGGAUUUCUCGGCAGUGUCACCGACAGGGAAAAUGGACAUAGAACAUAUAAAAAAAUGACGAUUCUUUGAUUCUACAAUAAAAUACUAUGUUAGCAUCA
Molecule: messenger RNA, 570 nt
Organism: Siniperca chuatsi (mandarin fish)
Lineage: Eukaryota; Metazoa; Chordata; Actinopteri; Centrarchiformes; Sinipercidae
Product: progonadoliberin-1-like
Exons: 4
Coding region: 221-541 (106 amino acids)
Biological process (GO): multicellular organism development
Cellular component (GO): extracellular region
Molecular function (GO): gonadotropin hormone-releasing hormone activity
Source: RefSeq, a predicted model, not a curated record